This is a messenger RNA of Macrobrachium nipponense, 9738 nucleotides long. RefSeq names its product protein madd-4-like (gene nolo). The record is from RefSeq and is a predicted model, not a curated record. Lineage: Eukaryota; Metazoa; Arthropoda; Malacostraca; Decapoda; Palaemonidae. Gene Ontology annotation, biological process: extracellular matrix organization. The transcript has 28 exons. The coding region runs from base 1407 to 6278 and encodes 1623 amino acids.
CGCUGUUCUCUCUCUAUCUCUCUCUCUCUCUCUCGUUCCACUCUCGUAGUCUGAGUCAGGCAGUGUGUCUUGUCUGGCUCAGUUGUGGCGUGGACAGCGAGUCGUGUGGACGGUAGUGAUUGGGUUGUCUCAGUGGUUCCAGGGAGCGAGACGCAUCGCCCCGCGAUAACAUUUCUCCAAACUUUUUCAGAGAUCUUGCGUUUGAGUUUAUUCUAUUUCUGGAUUCGAGGAGGAAGUGCGUUGUCGUUCCGACUGGCAUUUUCCCUCUUGCAAUAACUUGUCCUGUCGAACGUGACAUUAACAUUUCCAUUUCGACAGCGUAAUUGUGUUUUUUUUUUUUUUUUUUUUUUUCUUUUACUGCAUUUACAAACUUUUCUCUUGUGGUUGAACUUUGCGUUUUGGAGCAGCGAUUAUUAUUGCUGUUGAGCGAGACACAAUUAUCCUCUCUUUUCAAAUUAAGGUGGCCAAACAAGCAAACAGUGAACCACUCCAGCAGCAGAAGUAGUGACGAUGGAGUCCCCGAGGUUCAGCCUUGCGCUUGACUGCUAAACGGCCUUGGGAUCUCUUGGGAGUCUUCUUCUAAUAGAGACACUUCUGAUCCCGAAAGGAGCUCCUUGAAGGACGCGCGCUCCUUAAGAAGGAAAGGUGCGCGUGAAACAUCUGCCUCUGCAGGGGGAUAGACACAUCCUAACUCCUCCUCCUUCGUCAUUCAGCCUCUCCUCAGAAAUUCGGAAAUCUUUGUUGUGUUAUUCAUUUGCUUUUACGAAACUGUCUUCAUAGAUCUCAUUUACUCAAGAGAAGAAUUGUUCUUUGAUAGGUGAAACACUCCUGUGAUUUUGAAACCCGCCAGGCAAUAAGCAAGGAACGCCCUUCAGCUGCCUAGUGAGGGCAGUGGUUAAGCCGUGGAGUGGCACUGUUUAUUUUCUUAGGAAGCACCUGUGAGGCCUUAUUGUGCUCAAGAAAGAAGAGCGAAUUGAGGAAGGAGGCGGUGGUGGAGAAGUGGUGUGGAUAACAGACAAAUUGACACCCAGCUGACGAAGUGACAAGUAAUAACAUAAUCGUGUUGCCAUUUCCUCUUCAGGAACAAAGGGCUGAAGUCAGUCUCUCUCUCUCUCUCUCUUAUAAACAGAACCCUGAAACAUCUUAUCUAGCUCCAAGGGGGACCAAUAACUGGAGCAUCUCGAGCGAAACGAGGAUUGGAAAAAGGGGGAGAUUUUUAAACGGUGGAUAACUAUAGUGUGCGGAUUGCGGACGUCUUUGUUUUUUUACCUGUGCGAGUGCCUCUCUCCCCGUGACUCGGCGAGUCGUGCCUUUUGACUCACCGUUGCUAUGUGAUUCGGCUUUCUCUCUCUCUCUCUCUUUCUCUCUCUCUCUCUCUCACGGGCCCUUGAGGAAGACACUCAGCAAUGGCCGGGAUGAGGAACCUGAGUCCCCUUGUGAGGUUCGCCUUCGUCGUUGCUCUGAUACCCCUGGCCUGGGGAGCUGAAGUUCAGGACGAAGAAUCUUAUGAUGAAUUCUCUACUUACGCGGAGGAAACUGAGGAACAGGAGGGCUGGUCCGAAUGGUCGGAGUGGUCACGCUGCUCCCGGACCUGUGACGGCGGCGCGGCUGUGCAGUCUAGACGCUGCCUCCACUACGCCGGAUGCCGAGGAGACUCUGUGAGGUACAAGCUCUGCAACCUGGAUCCCUGCGGGGCUGGCAGCAAAGACUUCCGUGCAGUGCAGUGUUCCGAAUACGACGGCCUUCCCCACGAAGGCAACCUUUACGAGUGGGAGCCUGCCGAGGGUGAAGAUCCCUGCGCCCUCACUUGUCGGGCCCAAGGGGGAGGACCUGUGGUGACCCUGAACCCCAGGGUCAGAGAUGGCACUCGAUGCAAGCCAGGGGAGCUGGACCUCUGCAUCAACGGACGUUGUCAGACAGUCGGCUGUGACCUGAGGUUAGGGUCACGGAAGAGGGUGGACGCAUGCGGCGUCUGCGGUGGAGACGGAAGUACAUGCAACAAACCGACUUAUUAUUGGGAUAAGCGGGCCAAUGGACCCUGCUCGGCUACCUGUGGAGGAGGGUACCAGAUGCUCUCCGCAGUGUGUGUUCAGCAAGGCAAUGGACGCCGGGUGUCAGACGACCUUUGCGACCACACAGCUAGACCCAUACCUGUCAUCCUCAACUGCAACGAUCAGGCCUGUCCCACAAGCUGGAAAGUGGGGGAGUGGGGCGCUUGUUCCGUGUCCUGUGGCUCCGGCUACCAGCUUCGGGAGGUCUACUGCGAGGAGCCACGCAACACGAGCGCCGUUCGCGUCGCCGACCACAACUGCGACCCUCCGAUGCCCCGCCAUCGGCAGCCCUGCAACCUGCACGACUGCCCCAGGUGGUACGACGGCAUCUGGUCUCAGUGUUCAGCCACCUGCGGCGAGGGCAUCCAGACCAGGGUCGUCUUGUGCCGUGAUGCACAGGGUCGCUCCUCCCGUUUUUGCGACGACAGCCUGCGACCAGCGGACAGCAGAAUGUGUCGCACUGGGGUCGCCUGCCCGCCUCCGUCGACCCUGGCACACCCCAGACAUCAGCCCUAUACUCCAUCCUGGUGGGGAGAUGAACACGAUGCUUUGGCCAGUGAAGAAGGCAUCGCUCCCUUGAUGCCUCGUCCACAGGCACUUACGGCUGACCAGCAGGUGCCAGCGGAACCUACGUACAUGACUGGAAACUGGAGCGAGUGUAGCGUGAAAUGCGGGGAGGGCGUCAGGAAUCGCAGUGUCACCUGCAAGAUAUUCCUGGAGUUCUCCCGCACUGUGGCGGUGCUUCCUGACGACCAGUGUCCCGGCGUGAAGCCGCCUCAGUCCCAGAGAUGUGUUCUCCCACCUUGCUCUCACGCCAUGACCAGACAUGACUAUCCUGCUGGAGAAGUAAGUGAUGCAGCUCAUGAUCCUCCAAUCGCAAGCUUGGAAGAUGCGCAAGAGGACCUUGACUUCCCCGAUGACAGGAAGAUACACGAAACGCCCUUCUUACCGAGACUCGUGGAUGAGGACGCCCCAUCAAGUGUAGUUGACAUCAAAGAAACCAGCCUAUCGGUGCCACAGGCAGAAGCAUACAACGAACCCCGACCUGGCCUUCACUCUUUUGAAGCCCCAAGCCACUCACACCACCAAAAGGAUCCUUUGCUCCUCUACACCGACGAGACCAAGGGGCGCUCACAGUACGAGAGCUACGAACUCUCCCGCGGAAAGUCCCACUCGCCGUCGGAACAUUCUCAGAUUAACUCCAUCGAAAUUGACAUGGGAGGUGGGGAUGGAAAUUUCCUGGAAACCUACAGCGUAGACGUCUCUAGUAAAGCCAGUCUCUACGAGUGGAUGACGUCUGGUUUUGGCCCUUGCAGUGCUUCCUGUCUUGGGGGUGUGCAAGAAUCGCUUGUGAAGUGCAUCAGAAUCGCUGAUCAAAAGAUUGUCGAGCCUCAGAAGUGCAAUAUGGAAGAGAGGCCGGAUAUCAUCACGCGCACUUGUAACGACCAGCCUUGUCCACCUCGAUGGAAUGUUUCUGAGUUUGGAGAAUGCAGUAAGCCAUGUGGAGGAGGAGUCCAGAUGCGAGAAGUGAAGUGUAUCCAUGAAGUCACUCGUGGUGGAACCAAUACGGUAGUUGUACCAGACAGCCUGUGUCCACAACCUCCAAAACGCACUCAGCAGUAUUGUAACAUCCUAGACUGUCCUCCAGAAUGGGUUUCUUCUGACUGGUCCAAGUGUUCGGCCCCAUGUGGAGGUGGAAUGAAGACACGCGCAGUAAAAUGUCAGCAAGUAAUGGCCCUUGGACAGUUAGAGGAGCGGCCAAGCAGGGAAUGCCCUUUCAGACGUCCAAGAGACAGAAGGAAGUGUAAUCAAAGGCCGUGUCAGGGUGGUGUUGCAGGACCCGAGAAGUCGGUUAUCAGGUCGCAAACUCAUCAAGAUUAUGUUCAAAGUAAAUUCAUGAAGAAACUCACUCUGAAGAUUGGGGGCAAAGCCACCGUCUUCCGAGGAAUGAGGUUGAAAGUUAAGUGUCCUGUACGUCGAUUUGACCGCUCGAAGAUUACUUGGUGGCACGAUGGACGACAAAUUAGCAGAACUGGUGCCAUUAAGACCACUCAGAAAGGUGUCUUAAAAAUAAGGAAAGUUCAGUAUCCAGAUUCAGGAGUGUAUAAAUGCAAAGCUGACAGGUCAGAAGCUAAUUUGACUUUGGUAGUCAUACCACUACCCUCAAGCUAUUCUUCUUCAGAGACCCAUGAAACUCGAAGGCCAUCCAGUAGUUCAGCUAAUGAAGUUAGUCUUCACACACAUGAAGACACAGCUAACACAGAUUUCACUUAUGGUUGGAAUCCCAGGAAGUCUGGCAAGGAAUUGGGCCGUGAAGGUCGUCGCAGACAAGGCGGUCGGAACGGUGCAAGGAGGAGAAAUGGCUUUAAAGGUCUGCAAAUAACAGAAACAACUCUGAGGCCUGUUCAACCAUUCCCUAUGGGCCCAAGUUCUGAUACACUGGGAGAAGGACCUUUUAAGGCUUCCAGUAAAAAUAUGCAUACUGUGGAAAUGACCAGCGGUGAAGCAACUAAUGUAUAUGAGACCACUGAUUGGCACACAGACUCUAGGAAAACUGAUGACGAGUAUGUCUAUGGUACUGUGACGCAUCAUAUGAAGCCUAAUGUUGAGAAUGAACACACCCUCCCUGGACUGCAUACCGAUCAUGAGACUACCCAUAGCAAUGCUAAUCAGCUGUCAGAAGAAAAGACAGUAGUAUCAGAAGAAACUGGUCACUUAUAUGGGAAAAUCAAUCACCACAGUGAUGGAAGUCGUAUCACCAGUGAAGAAAAUCCAAUAUUUGGCACAAUUUAUCACAGCCCAUUACCAGGCACAGCAGGUAGAGGGUAUUCUCCUCCAAGAAGGACUGAAUGGCCAAGCCUUCCAACUUCAACGGAGUACCAUUCCACUGGCACAAAAUCAGGUUAUGAAGAGGAGACUGGUAACUCAAUUGAGGGGGAUCUUAAAGACCUAGGAAACAAGCUGAGCCUCUCAUCCGAGCAUGGUAGCCACGUAGAUGAGCACCGUCACCCUUCGUUUUCUUGGUCGGGGCAGCACUUGGGGUCUUGGUCAGGACAUUCUUCUAGGUCCAGAUCAGGCCAAAGCGAUAACCACAUGUCAGGUCAUAGUAAAGACCUUUGGUCAGGUACUGAAGGCACUCCUCCCUUGUGGGACUCCAGUUUUGCUACCGUCUCUAACAAUCCCCCCACUUGGCACUCUUGGGCAAACACCCAGGACCAGCACCUUCACAACCAACAGCCGUAUGAACCCCCUGGUACCCCUUACUGGCACGCUGAGGCCCCCCCUUCCCCGCCCCCCGCACCUCCCAUCACCAGCUCCGGGAGUUCCCGCUCCGUGCCCUACUUCCAGAAGCUCCUAUCCAACCUGGAGAGCUUUUUGCCGGCUUCCUUGCAGAGAUCUAGGGGUGGGCGUCACGCGAGUUCACCUUCAGAUGCCUUUGGUGGCCUUGUUUCACAUGGCCUUGUACGGGAUGAGACGACUACAGAGGAUCCCUUUGGCACUCCAGAGAAUUUAGGCAAAGGAACACGUGAUUCACUAGAAUUUGAAUGGCAAAUGACAAAUUGGUCUGAAUGUUCACAGACGUGUGGUUUCACCAGCACUUCCAGUGGCUUUCAGGUUCGCUCUAUCCAGUGUCUCGUGCGAGUAAAUAAUGUAAGUCGACCUGUUGAUGGUGCAUUGUGCCAGGAUGCUGGAUUAGAGGCACCAGUUACAAUGCAAAAAUGUGGACUUACAGAAUGCCCUCAGUGGCACUUUGAUGAGUGGUCCGAGUGCGAGUCGUCUAGAUGUUACACUCUAAAUAAAGCUUUCCAGCGACGAAAUGUUGUAUGCCAGCUGCACAAUGGAACCAUUGUCAACAGUGAGCAGUGUGAUGUACGGACACGACCUCGGCAUCGCCAAGAAUGCUAUAAUCAACAUUGUACUGGGGUUUGGAGAGUUGGAGAUUGGUCAGAAUGUACUGCUCCAUGUGGAGGACAUGGCUACAGAACCAGACUUCUGCAGUGUGUUUGGAAUGGCACUAAGAAGGCUGCUGGAAAUGCAUGUCGAGAGUUGCCUAGGCCUGAGGUGGUCCGCUGGUGUGAUGGACAACCUUGUCCUGACCCUAAUCUGGAGAAAACCUCAGGGGCAAAAGACUGUCGUGACAGGAAUAAGUACUGUAAUAUAGUGAGGAGAGUAAAUAUGUGUCGUGUCCAGAAUUAUAGGGAACAGUGUUGUCGUUCCUGCCCUUAACACACCUUUUGGUAUAAUAUUAAGGUACCAGAAAGUGGUACUGAGGUUCCUAAAUAAAGACUUAACAACAACUAACAUCUGCAAUAGCAACUGCGAUCACAACUGUUUGUCAUUCUUCCUGUACUUUGUUUGUAUGAUGGCAUGAAUUUAACCAAGCCUUUAAUUUAUAUUAGCACAUAUUUUGGUAUCAAUAUUAGCAAUAAGUAGUGCAGUUAAUUUUCAGUAUUAUGAUAACAUGGAAACACAAUUGAAAAGAACUUUGAGUGAAAUAACUAAGACACUGAGCGCAACAUCUAGCCAGUAAGAGGCUUCAGUAGGUAGGUGUUUUCUUGCACCAGCAAGAAAAAUAGGUUAAUUUCUGUGCAUCCUAUUCAACUACACUUAAAACAAAUCCUUAGAAGCUGUGAAAUUUUUUGAGUAUGUGAAAGGAUGAGUGGCUUUUAUACAAAAUAUUCCUUAUAAUACUGUUGUCAGAAUGACUGCUCUAAAAACAGUGAACUCCAUUUUAAAAGAUUAUUUCAUGUCUGCUUCAUUAAAAAAGGAAGUGAAUCAUAAUCAUUGCCAAGUGCAAGAGGACCAGUGCUAGCAAGAGCUUAAGAUUAUGUCAUAGAAUAAGCUUAAAGAAGAAUGGAUUACAGCAGUGGUGAAUAUUCAGUUUAGGUGGAUGCAGAACAUUUUAAAAGAGGACUCAUAGUGCAGAAAGGGACUAAAGACAAAACAGUUGAAAUAAAUGAAGUUUGUAGACUGAUGCAGCUGUUUAUAAGAGCUUGAAAAUAGGUUUAGAAUAUGUACCCUAUACAUUAUAUGAAACUUUCAAAGACAGGGUGAGAUGUUUCUGCUUUAAAUUUGAAAUUAUUGAAUGUGUGAAGUAUUUAAAUAUUCAAAUUUGAUUCUGUUUUUAAAAGCACAAAUUUAAUAAAAAUCUAGUGUUGUUUCAUUGUGAACAUUCUUUUGGGUAAAGUAACAUUAUACAUGGUUCUGAAAAUUGUCUUGUCUCAUUGAACUGCAAUUUUAUCAAGUGAGAAAUUUGUCAAAGUUUUAAGAGUGAAGUCUCAAAAUCGAGGAAAAGGCCAUCCAACUGUUUUAUCAUGUUAGAGUAUUUUACAGUAGAAUGGAGAAACACCAACCCUGUGAUUUGCAAAUGAUCACUGUACCUUUUUAAAGUGUAAGAUAAUUUGCACAUUCAAACAAGUUAGUAAUAUGAGAAUACUAUGCGUUUUACUAUUUUGACAGAUUUUAAACAUGAAAUAUGAUUCUUGAAAAUAAUAAUUAUAAUACUUUUAUAAUUUUAAUGUUUAUGGAUCUCAUGUACAAAGACAGUUUUUUGAUUACUAGAAUAGAGUAUUGGAACAAAAACACUUAUGACCCUUUCAUCCUUCUUUAUAUAUACUAAACUAAUUAUUUUCCCAUAACCACUUAGAUUAAGACAAAAUUUUGUUAAAGUAUGAAUGCACAGUUAAAAUAAAGAGCCAGUGCUGUGUAGAGACCCAUUGGCUGUAGCUAGGACAAUGUAGAUUGAAACUCAUGUUAAUGGCUGAUGGAAAAAAUUUGUUUCACAUCAUUUGAUGGUGUUCAUAACACCUAUUACAGUAAACCGCACCAUAGCAAUGUAAGGCAAGCCUUUCUUUAUUGGCGCACAACUCCCUUCAUAGUGAUAUAGACUAGGCUGUCUGCAGGCAUGUUAUUUAAUUCAAUAGUUACAUGCUAUAAUUAAGUGUUGUAUGCAUCCCUGUGUUGUAGAGCAAUAAAAACCAUAUUUGAUAUGUACAGUAGAGUUUAUCCAUAAAAUGUAUCAAGUGAAUAUAAUAUACGAAACAUAUACAAUAUGCAUUGAAUGUGCUGUUAUAGUAUAUAUUGUUUUAUUCUUAAUUUUCUUGCAUGUAAACUUCUCUAGUAAUUUUACUUUGAUACAAGAGGCUUGAUCUUGACAUCAGUUUGUGUAGAUUUUGUAUACUUUUACUCAAACCUUAAUUUUUUUAUGCCAAGUUAACUCUUGGUGCUGGUGCAUUUAACACAAAUUGUUUGUAAGUAGUGUAAGUCAUUCUAGAUAGUAGAACAAGGUCAAGGUCAAGCUUCCGCUAUGGUUUCAGACUACCUCAGUUUAUAAUGUUAAUGUUAUUUGUUAUGAUAAAACUAAUGAAUCUUAAAAUUUUGAAGAUUUGGAAGAAUUUCUUGGAAAUUACGUACUGUAAAAUCUAGAAAAUGAACUAUGGCAUAAUAGUUUCAUAAAAAGAGUGUAUAACACAGGGUGGUUCAUUGUUUGACCUGUACUGUCAUUAUAUAGAUUCAACAGGUGUUUUUUUUGUGGUGAAUUUAUUCAUCUAAGUGAAGUUUCCGUAGCAGCACAUCCUGAGAAAGGUUUAGCUUUUCAGAAUAUUGAUUCUAAAAAAUAUCCCAUUAUGUUUUUUAAAGUUAAUGACAUUUUCAUAAUUGAUUAUUUUAUUGCAUUUGUGGUACAGUACAUAUAUAAUUUUCCCAUGACAUUUUCACUUUUGGUGCAUUUAUAACAUUCGUCACUUUGAUCCCAACAUCUAACUUUAUUGUUUGUAAUUGAACUAGUCAUAUUGAGUUUUGCCUAAAUCAACUUUAAUUUAACCCCUCCACUCUGGAUUCAGGCAAAAAAAUUUUCUUUGUAAGAAUUAGAUUAGACUGAAAAGGAAAAGAUAAACAUAUAGUACAGGAUUUUUGGUUCUUAUAGCCAUUACCCAAAGUGUACUGAAAAUGUCAAGUAUACUUUAAAUAUCAUUUUUGUAAUGUUGCUAGUGAUAAACUGUAACAGGCACAUUAGGAAGUGAAGAGUCAUCCAUGCCUUUGUUAAGAGUAAAUUUAUAAAGUUGAGGUAAAGAAAUUUUACCACGGAACUGAAAGGUUUUGGAUUUAAUAAAAAUAUAAGGAAUCACUAAACUGCAUAAUAAUACCCAAGAUGUAAAGAUACUUCAGACCCUUCUAAUUGAUAAUUAUGACUGUCACAUGUCAGUAUGAAAUUGAUUACUUUUCCCCCUCAAGAUUAAUAAAAAUCUGUGUUUGAAAUUAUGAGUGAUAAUGUAUGAAAGUUUGAGUAUGUGCUUUGUUUAGCACAUUUACUGAAGCAUGAACUGUAUCAAACUUUGAUGAAAUUUUUGGAAGUAUUUGUAGCAUAUCAUUAGUUGUACUAUUCAUGAUCUGCAGUUUCUAGAUAGAUGAAAUAGGUUUUAAUGUACUGUAACAUCCAAAACAUUUUGUGAAACCAAUUGCAACUAGUCCUUCACCACAUUUUCUGAUUAAAAAUUUUCAUCUUGCCUAAUAUUUCUAUUUAUUAAAAUCUCAUAUGUAUUGUAUCAUUAUCCUUCAUUCCUCUUCCGCUUUAGCCUUUACAAUCACUUAUUUAUUUUCUAUCCGUUGGAUUUCGCAUACCAUAACAUGACUGUAUAUAUUGCUGUAAGUGCAUUGUACAAAUAAAGCACUAGAUAAUAUUUCCAAA